This is a messenger RNA of Stegastes partitus (bicolor damselfish), 522 nucleotides long. RefSeq names its product gamma-crystallin M2-like. The transcript is spliced from 3 exons. The record is from RefSeq and is a predicted model, not a curated record. Gene Ontology annotation, biological process: visual perception; lens development in camera-type eye. The coding region runs from base 1 to 522 and encodes 173 amino acids. Lineage: Eukaryota; Metazoa; Chordata; Actinopteri; Pomacentridae. Gene Ontology annotation, molecular function: structural constituent of eye lens.
AUGGGGAAGAUAAUUUUCUACGAGGACAGGAACUUCCUGGGUCGCUCCUACGAGUGCAGCAGCGAGUGCUCUGACCUGCAUUCCCACUUCAACCGCUGCAACUCCAUCAGAGUGGACAGCGGCGACUGGAUGGUCUACGAGAGACCCAACUACAUGGGCUACCAGUACUUCUUGAGGAAGGGCGACUACCCCGACUACCAGCGCUGGAUGGGAUUCAACGACUGCGUGCGAUCCUGCCGCAUGAUCCCCACACAACAAAGCUCCCACAAAAUGAAGAUCUACCAGCAGCCAGAGUUCGGAGGCCAGAUGAUGGAGCUGACCGACGACUGCCCGUCCCUGUACGAACGCUUCCACUCCAGCGACAUCUACUCCUGCAACGUGACGGACGGAUACUGGAUCUUCUAUGAGCAUCCUCACUUCAGGGGGCGUCAGUACCUGAUGCGUCCUGGUGAAUACAGGAGGUUUAACGAGUGGGGGAGCAUGAGUCCAAGGGUGGGGUCCAUCAAACGCAUCACUAUGUGA